Molecule: messenger RNA, 1716 nt
Organism: Nematolebias whitei (Rio pearlfish)
Lineage: Eukaryota; Metazoa; Chordata; Actinopteri; Cyprinodontiformes; Rivulidae
Product: perforin-1-like
Exons: 3
Source: RefSeq, a predicted model, not a curated record
AUGGCAGACCUGUGGAAGCCUUUGCUUCUGUUGUUGGCGUGGAGUCCUCUGAGUUUCUCCUCCACAGUCAGCUUCACUGGUUCACCACAGGAAUGUGAAAAGGCUCACUGUGUCCCAGGGUACAACCUGGGUGGGGAAGGCUUCGACAUCGUCACCAUGGAGAGAAAAGGUGCCUAUGUCAUCGACACCGAAACGUGGAACCUCGGAAAUGGCACCUGCAGAAUGUACAGCAACAGCUACAUGAGAGGAGAGAAACAGAAGGUCCCAGUUGCUGUGGUGGACUGGAGAAACCUCCCCAAGUGCACCAUGACAGUCUCCAGUAUGCUGUAUGAUUCUGUCGAAACGCUCGUCAAUGAUUCCACAUCGUCUGUGUCCAACGACUGGAAAAUUGGUCUAGAUAUUCCAGUGGAUCCUUCAGCGAGUGUCGGGGUUGGUUUCGGAGGUUCCCACUCCAAGGCAGCAAAGUUUGGGAUGAAGAAGUCCAAAGAAGACCGCUACAGCUUUGUUCACCAUUCUGUGGACUGUAACUUCUAUCGUUACAGAAUGACAACAAACCCUCCCCCGAGUCAUGACUUCCUGUCAGCUGUGAACUCACUUCCUCCUUAUUCUGCUGCAAAGGCGCCACUGUAUCGUGAUCUGAUUGACACAUUUGGGACACAUUACAUCACACAGGUGUCUCUAGGGGGAGCAAUAAAAGCAACAACUUCUUUCAAGACCUGCUUGGCAUCCAUGAGUGGUCUGACAGCAACAGAUGUCGGCGAUUGUUUGUCAGUUGAAGCUUCGGCAAGCUUUGCAAGCAGUGCUAGCAUUAAGGCCAUGUACAAACACUGUCAGGAAAAGAAAAAGAACUUAACCUCUAGUCGAAGUUUCAGCUCUGAGUUCAGUGAGCGAUUCACAGAAGUCAUUGGUGGGGAUGAACACGACGUUCUGUUCUUUCAAGAUGAUUCAAGCACCGAUGCCAACUGGCUGAACUCCCUCAAAACCACACCUGAUGUGGUCCAGUACAACCUGAAGCCCCUGCACACCAUACUGCUGAACGGCCAUCGAGCUCGUUGUGGACUGCAACGUGAAGUGGAGCGGUACAUCAAGAAGAACGCAGUGCUGAAGAAAUGUUCCGAAUCCUGUCAGAUCGGGCACAGGUCCAACAGAAGAGAUCCGUGUGCCUGUGUGUGCAACAGUAACCAGAACAUCAAGUCCAACUGCUGCCCUGCUGGGAAAGGUCUUGCAACGUUGAAGGUGUUUCGGCUUUAUGCAAAGAAACUGUACGGUGAUAGAUGGACCAAGACAGACGCCUCGGUGGAGGUGAAACUUGGCGACCAGAUAAGACGCACCAACAUCAUACCCAAUAACGACAACCCAAUAUGGCAGAAAACGUUUGAGUUUGGAUCCAUCGUCAUCACCAUGUAAAACAAACUCACAUUCAGAGUUUACGAUGAGGAUAGUCAGUGGAACAGUGAUCUCCUGGGUAAGUGUUCGUUUGACCUCCGCAGAGGCCGUGUGUCAGACAGCUGCAUGUUGAAUCAUGGUACCUUCUUCUUUACGUAUGAAGUAGAGUGUGCACCGAGCCUCAGUGGAAACCAGUGUCAGGAAUACAUUCCCACUCCCAUGAGUCCGUCUUUGGCCAAAGUUUUCUACACCAGAAACGGUGUCCUGGCCGGAGAUUCAUGGAAGAAGUUUGAUAAGUCAGCCACUCGACCAACCUUUGACCAGUUGUGA